AACCCCGAACCCCCCAGGGGCCCCCAACGAAUUCCAUUCUCUCGUCGUCGUCCCUUCCUUCCCCUCCCCCACCUCCACGGCUCCACCCUCUCCACCGCAGCGCGAGCUCACCGAUCGGGGCCGGUCCCCUUCGCCGCACCGUACGCGGCCGGACGGCCGGAGAUCCGGUACCUGCGCCCCUUCUCCCUCACCCCUAUCUCAAGCGACGUGUGCGGCCUUCGUGACGCUGACCUCUUGGAUCCGGCGGAGGUAGGGGAACCCGUGAGCGAUCGGGAGCGAUGCGGCAGCAGCGGGGCGGGGUCGGGGGCGGACUCGGGGGCGGGAGGACGGGGGACGACCCGGGGCUCCUGACGAGGGCUGUGGACAAGGUGUUCCGCUUCGUCCGCCUCGCCGAGUUCGAGAUCCUCUUCGUCCUCUUCUUCCUCGUCGCCUUCCUCCUCUUCAAGGACCUCAUGUCGCGACCUGAAUACAAUCAGAUAUUUGUCAAGAAGCCUGAUCUGGAUGACCCCUGGCCUUAGAGGGUACAGAACGUAUAAUGUUCAUAGUUGUAGCUUGGUCUUUUGUCAGGAACCUUUUUUUUUACUAUGACUAAAUAGACUAUUCUCUUCAGUGACGAUUAAUAUAUUUUGCAAGCUAUUUUCUUUACAUCAAGAGCAAAUUUUCAUGUAAAUAUUGCUGUGCAGCCAUACUCAGGUUGUUGGUAGCAUUUACACUCUGUUUAUGUUGUGUGAGGAACCAUGAGUCCUAGGUGAAAUUGAUCUGAUAAGUCCAUUGCUUUCGGGUGGUCAGUUCUAAGUUGCACAA
Molecule: messenger RNA, 804 nt
Organism: Panicum virgatum (switchgrass)
Lineage: Eukaryota; Viridiplantae; Streptophyta; Magnoliopsida; Poales; Poaceae
Exons: 2
Coding region: 279-518 (79 amino acids)
Source: RefSeq, a predicted model, not a curated record